Molecule: messenger RNA, 1554 nt
Organism: Globicephala melas (long-finned pilot whale)
Lineage: Eukaryota; Metazoa; Chordata; Mammalia; Artiodactyla; Delphinidae
Product: kunitz-type protease inhibitor 3-like
Molecular function (GO): serine-type endopeptidase inhibitor activity
Source: RefSeq, a predicted model, not a curated record
UCUAAAUUUAUAGAUGAGAAAACUGAGGCUCAGAGAGGUUAAAUGACUUGCCCACAUCAGGAACACCUGGACUCAAAAGUACAACCUCAGACUUUGAAUCUGAGGCUCACUAAAUCCCACCAAAGCAUACUGGCUUUGUCUUCCAAAAGAUCAGCUCUCUGGAGGAUCUGAGAAAGCAGGUCGGUGGGGAAUGUGCUGGACCCUGGUGAUUGGGGUGAUUCUCUAGACAGAAUGAUUCUCUAAACCAAAAAAAGUUGGGUCCUCCUUCUACACAGUAAUGUGUGUGUUGUUCCCACAAUUCUUUGGGAGCCCCCAGAUGCCGGGGAGGCAGCAUCUAAGACUAUGCCUGGCAUGCUGUGGGAACUCGGUAAGUGUUUGUUGAAUGAAUGAGUGACACAAGUUUAUUGGAGCUGAACAGACAAGGGUCCCAGUCCUGGUUCUGAAAUUCAUUAUCCAUGUGAUAAUGGUCAAGGUAGCUUAAACUCUCCUCACUUACAAAAUGGGGGUUCUAAGCCUUGCAGGGGUCCUGUGUGGAUUCAAGUGAGGUAAUGAAUGAAGAGUAUUUUAAAUGGUGCUUGGAAAGGUAGAGGCACUCAACAAAUGGUAGCUGCUGUUUUAUUAUUGUUUAACGGGCUCACACCAUGAAGUGUAGUAAAGUGGCCUUCGAUAAAUUCAGGUCAGAUAAGGCCAAAGGAGAAAGACAGAGCUGUGCUUUGGAUGGACACUCUGUUCCAAGGGUGGAUCAGCCUCAUGAACAGCAGAAGUCAGGGACGAAAGAGCUGGAUGUGGGAUCAGGCUCCUCCUCCUUGGUCCCAUUUCUCCCUAAAAUGCCAACCCCAGGCUGGGCACUUGCUGGGUGGCACCAUGCAGCUCUGGGUCUCUCCCUCACUUCUCCUGCUCUUCACCUUCUGCCAAGAACUUCGAUCAGAAUUAAGACAAGGUUGGCAAAGCUGUCUCCGCAAAUUUUACAACUGGAGAACUUAUGAAUGUGAGCUUUUUUAUUAUGGAGGUUGUAAUGGCAAUGGCAACAACUUUUUGAGGAAAGCAGCAUGUGAGAAAACCUGCAAGAACACCUGAUUUUCUAGUAAGAACACAGCCCUCCCUGGAGUCAGAGUUGCUCUAGGGCAAUAGAAGUUAUUUUUGUGAACAAGAGAUGCAUUCCUCCACUUCAAAUUUAUUCUCCCUGCCUUGUUCUUUAAAUCACCCAUCUCUGUGCCUGAAAUUCUACAAAUAUCACCAACAUGUUUAAAAUCUCAAGACUUUAUUUUUAAAAUACGUACAUACAUACAAAUAUACUGGGGGAAUUAAGAGUUAAGAGUCAUUCACACUUAGUAUGAAUUACUGCUUAGUGAAUUGGAGGAUAAAGGUUUUGGAGGAGGGAGGGUGAAUUUGAAAACUUGGGGCAUGGUAUUGGAAGGGCCCACAUUGAACAAGGAAGUAGACCUUUGCGGGUAAAAAUUCAAUUAAAUUUUAUCCAUAGGGAUAAGAUUCAAUUAUCAUCUCAAAAUAACAUUCCUCUGCAUAUGCCUUCAUUUACUUUCUCCCUCCCUCUCU